AUGCGGAGCUUGGACGUGUCCGCCGGGAAGCCGACGGGCACAAGCGAGAUCUCGGGAUCGUUGCAAAUCACGCUCCUGGGAAACAAAAAUCCGCACGCGCACAAAACAACCACCUGGACUUUGUACUCGGACCACCGUAAGACCACGAGCCAUUGACCCUGCAAAGUGUGCCUCUUCUGGAACUAUCUCUGAGGAAAGGCUCAAAGAUGGUGUUUAAGGUCUGAUGGGCUUCUUCCUCAACGCGGUGACCGUGGCCGCUUUCCUGAAGGUGAGGGAGCUGAGGACCCCCAGCAAUUUUCUGGUCUUCAGCCUGGCCAUGGCCGACAUGGGCAUCUCCAUGAACGCCACCGUGGCGGCGUUCUCCAGCUUCCUCAGGUACUGGCCGUACGGCUCCGAGGGAUGCCAGACUCACGGCUUCCAGGGGUUCGUGACGGCUCUCGCCAGCAUCCACUUCAUCGCCGCCAUCGCCUGGGAUCGAUACCACCAGUACUGCACGAGGACGAAACUGCAGUGGAGCAGCGCCAUCACUCUGGUCGUCUUCAUCUGGCUCUUCAGCGCCUUCUGGUCCGCCAUGCCUCUCAUCGGCUGGGGCGAGUACGACUACGAGCCCCUCCGGACGUGCUGCACGCUGGACUACAGCAAAGGCGACAGGAACUACGUCUCCUACUUGAUCCCCAUGAGCGUCUUCAACAUGGCCAUCCAGGUGUUUGUUGUCAUGUCCUCCUACCAGUCCAUUGCGCAGAAAUUCAAGAAGACUGGAAACACCAAGUUCAACCCAAGUACUCCCCUGAAGACCAUGCUGCUGUGCUGGGGCCCCUACGGCCUCCUGGCCUUCUACGCCGCGGUGGAGAACGCCAACCUGGUCUCGCCCAAGCUCAGGAUGAUGGCCCCCAUCCUGGCCAAGACCUCCCCCACCUUCAACGUCUUCCUGUACGCUCUGGGCAACGAGAACUACCGAGGGGGCAUCUGGCAGUUCCUCACCGGGGAGAAGAUCGAAGUGCCUCAAAUUGACAACAAGUCCAAAUAAACUCAGCGCUGCAA
This is a messenger RNA of Syngnathoides biaculeatus (alligator pipefish), 1041 nucleotides long. It is a transcript of the gene rgra, whose product is annotated as retinal G protein coupled receptor a. Gene Ontology annotation, molecular function: G protein-coupled receptor activity. The record is from RefSeq and is a predicted model, not a curated record. Gene Ontology annotation, biological process: visual perception; phototransduction; G protein-coupled receptor signaling pathway. The coding region runs from base 224 to 1027 and encodes 267 amino acids. Gene Ontology annotation, cellular component: membrane. Lineage: Eukaryota; Metazoa; Chordata; Actinopteri; Syngnathiformes; Syngnathidae. The transcript has 8 exons.